GUUUUUUUCAGUUUUUACUGCCUUUUCCCGCUUUUUUUUUCUGAUUAACUGCCUUAACUGCUUUUUUUUAUUAUCUCUAUUGUUUAUAACGUUCUUAUCGUUUUAUUGAUUUAACAUCUUUUUACCUUUUUCUAACUCUUUAUCAUGCCUAUGAGCAUCGAACAUACUGUCGAAUCAACGACCCGUGAGCAAGCGGUCUUCAAUAUGAAGUUGCUGCAAGCUACUAUUAAGAUGAAGAAACUUACGCUGGAGGAGAACAUUCAAGCGAAAAAGCGCACCAGAAUGCAUCGCACGGUGCGAAAGCAGUGGGUGAGCGCAACCACGCCGUUUAUCCGUGUUAAGCGCGGCAAAGACUUCGAUGACUUCAAGUCAUGCGGCGUGAAAAAGUUGAAGACUGCGGGCGAAGACCCCGCCAUGAGCGAAGCUCCCAAAGUGGAGACUGAAGAAGCUGACGAGGAAGAAGGAGAAGAAGAAGAAGAUGUAUUUUUCGACGCAAUGGAGAUCGAUUGGACCGAAGGAGAGGACAAUGACGUUUGGUUCGAUGCCAUGGACAUCGAUGAUCCCCAUUGGUUGGCCCUCGGAGUUCGCCUGAAGGAAGUCGACGAAAAGAUCUUAAAAGAAAAGGCAGAGGACGCCAUGGAAGUUGAUUUGAUGAUAGAAGGUGGUUGGGACGAGGUAGUUUUUCCGUCCGAAGAAGUGUGGACGAUGCAGCAGUCCAAGUUGAAAGAAGAGCGACAGGUGACAGCGGCCGACGACACUGAUCGCACGAUGUCCAAGAAGCGAGCAAGGGAAACUCAAGAAGAAGUUGAAAUCGAAAAGAAGAAACAAUGUUUCGACAUUCCCGGCUGUCCCGAGCUGCCAGACUAUGAAGACGGGGACUUUGAUGGUUGCGCUCCCGCCCCAACUGCAGAAAUCCAAGGCGGCUAUGAUCCGCAGGAACAGGCAGAAGGUUUCCUCGAUUCCCUCCUCGGACGUGCAGAAGAAUCGCUGGAAAAAACGCAUAAUGCCCAAGGAGUCGUCGAGGAGAAUGAGAUCGGAUCAGAAGUUGAAACUGAUGGCGACACGGAAGAGGACGAAGAAGAUGACGAAAAUGAUCCGCAGCAAAACGCAGACAGUUUCCUCGAGUCGCUCCUCGGAAGUGCGCAAAAAGUAGUGGAUGAGAGUGGAAUCGGAUCAGAAAGUGAUGACGAAACAGAAGAGGACGAGGCCGAUGAUAGCGUUAUUUUCGAGUGAAGGGGUAGGACAACGAAGGCACACAGUCAAGGCAUCAAAACUUUACAAUAAUCCUCAUGAACUUAUGCCGAAAAGAAGGAUAAACAAAGCAAGAUCGAGAACCAGUGAUGCAAAGUAAGUGAAAGUAAACCAUCUAUCCAUAUGAAUCGCCAUAUCGUAAGUAUCAAAAUAGAUUGAAGAUCAUAACAGUUUCAACCCAGUAGCGUGUCAACGCAGUAGCAAGAGUACGAUCAAGAAAUCUCGUUCCACAAUCACACGCAGC
Radiomyces spectabilis is the source of this 1495-nucleotide messenger RNA. RefSeq lists its product as uncharacterized. The transcript has 4 exons. Bases 145 to 1233 code for a protein of 362 amino acids. NCBI's taxonomy places the organism in Eukaryota, Fungi, Mucoromycota, Mucoromycetes, Mucorales, Radiomycetaceae. The record is from RefSeq and is a predicted model, not a curated record.